AUGAACAACUUCGAAUAAGACUUCUAUUAAUUUGUUAAACAUUAAUUAGCCAAAAAAAGAAGGUAAAAAGACUCUUCUCCAAAUACUCCACUUGGUGAAACUGAUGAGAUGGAAAAAAACAGAUUGGUCAAUUAAAAUGUGACUAAAGUUUUACAAUAAGAGAGAAAGAAAAUGAGGAUCCAAAAAGUUUCAAAGGAGUAGUAGUUCGAUAAGAGAUUUAAGGAUUUUAGUAAUAUGGACACCUUCCUUGAUAUUAAAUAGUUUCUGAGGCAUUUGAGCAAUUAGAAGUUAGCGAGUGUUGAAAUAAAAAAGAAAUUAAAAACAUUAAAGAAAAUUGAUUCUGAUAGCGAUAAUGAUGAUUUAUUUGAUUACGCUGACAUCAUAUAAAGGAGCAAGAAUAUUGUUGAAAAUAGUACCGUUAUAAGACAUUAUCCUGACAUUAAAGGAUAUUUGAUCUAGGAAGAAUAGCCAAAUUUAACAAAAUAAGAUGUUGAAGAGCUUAAAACCGAGGAUGACAAAUUUUAUAAUGCAAUAGAUAAGUUAUUUAUUGAUAUCAGGACUAAAUCAGAAUAGAUAGCAUUACAACAAAAAUAUGAGCAAGAACGAAAUAAUUGUAAAGGAUCUAUCUAAAUGAUUAAAAUGCCUCAAAAAUAAUUAGAAGAAAACCUACAAGAAAAAGAAAGAAUGGAUGAAUUAAUUUCUAGAUAAGCUAAAUAAUUUAAAUAAUAAACAGAAAAGGUUCUAACGCUUCUUGAAAAAACAACUAAGCAAUUAUUUAAUAAUAAAUAAAAAAAAGGACUAUCACGAUUUAUUAAAAAAAAGAAAAGGUUAACAGAACCCAAUUAAUAAUUAUCUGAAAUUAGUGAAGAAAGAACUACUCUUCAUCAAUUUUAUCCAGAAACCUCUAGAAGCACCAUCAAACUUCCAUACCUAUCUCCAAAUACAUCCAAAAUCUAUUCUCACAGAACUUUUUUAAGUUAAGUUGUCAUUCCAGUCUCUAGGAAAGAUAGUCAAAUCAUAGAGAAAGUGGAACCUUAGGAGAAGAUAAAAAACCAAUUUAGACAAUUCAUAUAAAAAUUAGAUAAAACAAAAGAAACUUUUGAUAAAUAGUAUUAAACAGACAAAGAAUUAUUAUCGAUUUAAUAAAGGAUAAUAAAAAAUAUGAAUAAAAUUGGGGAGAUCCCAUUAGAGAGUUUAAGGAUACUAAAUAAAAAAGAAGUUGAGGCAAAUAAUCUGAAAUUGAGUAAAUUCAAAAAACUCGGCCCUAUUCAAAUUUUAUGA
Molecule: messenger RNA, 1281 nt
Organism: Paramecium tetraurelia
Lineage: Eukaryota; Ciliophora; Oligohymenophorea; Peniculida; Parameciidae
Exons: 2
Source: RefSeq, a predicted model, not a curated record